Messenger RNA from Magallana angulata, 3299 nucleotides. RefSeq names its product acetylcholinesterase-like. The record is from RefSeq and is a predicted model, not a curated record. Lineage: Eukaryota; Metazoa; Mollusca; Bivalvia; Ostreida; Ostreidae. The coding region runs from base 83 to 1963 and encodes 626 amino acids. Gene Ontology annotation, molecular function: hydrolase activity. The transcript has 3 exons.
AUGUACUCUACCCUCACACAUGUAAUUGAUAACAUGCUUACGAAAAGUUGUUUUGUUUGUUUGGAGUCAUUUUACAGGGAACAUGAGGACAACCAUUGCUAUGAGGAUAACCAUCAUCACUUUAGCGAUAUUUGGUCAAGUAUCAACAGACGUUCAAAACAGCCAGCAUGUUAUACACAAGACUAAACUAGGCUUCAUCCAGGGACUCGAAAUCUCAGAACGAAACACAGUUAAAUUGUACAAGUUCCUAAACAUUCCCUACGCGCAGCCUCCGCUUCAGAGACUCAGGUUCACCAAACCGAGGCCGCAGGGCCCCUGGAAGGGUACGCUGAACGCCACGACCCACGGACCGGCGUGUCCGCAGGUCCACAACCAACACUUCGUCAAAUACGGCAUGAACGAGGACUGUCUACACCUGGACAUCUACGCCCCGCCGGGUUUGAGUAGGUUUUCCAGAAAAUCUGUGAUGGUGUGGGUACAUGGGGGUUCUUAUACUGUAGGAAGUGCGUCAUUUUAUGACGGGAGCAUGUUGGCCAAAACUGGACAUGUUGUUGUUGUGACCAUCAACUAUCGACUUGGGAUAUUAGGCUUCCUUGCUUUAAAGAAUUCCACCACUAAAGGGAACUACGGCCUGUGGGACCAGAUGAUGGCUCUGAAGUGGAUUAAGGAUAACAUCGAUGACUACGGAGGUGAUCCGAACAGUAUCACAAUUUUUGGCCAAUCAGCAGGUGGAUUCAGUGUAGGCCUCCUUGCUUUGAUUCCGCAGAAUAAAGGACUUUUCCACAGGGUAAUUAUGCAAAGCGGAGUGCCAAAUUCGUCCUUGAAGGUUACCCGUCCGGGGUACGACACUUACACUAUAUCUGAUACCAUCUCCACUCAUUUGUGUCCAUUUUUCAGACAAGAUCUCGCCAUGAGAGUUAUAUGCUUGCGGUAUUUAUCAUCCCCUACCCUAACGCGUCCGUACGCUUACCUAUCCUUUGCUCCAGUCGUUGACAAUGAGUUGUUUGAGCAAACACCCGAAGAGAUUCUAAAAGACGGAAAUUCGUCUGCGUUUGAAUUUUUCAUGUCCCUUGAUAUUGUAGUGACUAACUGCGAUGUGGAUGGAUCAGUCUUGUUUCCAACCCUUAAGGUCCUGGAAAUCAGUUAUAAGUUUGAUUCUUCAACACCGCCUGAACUGGUAUGGGCAUACGGUCCGGAGUCCAUGCUGGAAUCAUACUACGGAACAAACAAGCGGAUAAUUAAGGAAGUCAGUAACUUUUAUGGAUUCACUCGAGACUUGGAUUUCAAAGAUCAAAGUCAAAAAUGGACUGCGUUCUACACUGACCUGUUUUUCAUGGCCCCAUCCAUGGAGAUCGCUGACGUCCAUUAUAAUAGGGUCUCGUCUACAUUCAGACUCGUUCUGACCAGGAAAAGCCCCGUAUAUCCGGGUCUGAUGUAUAACGAGUCGUCGCCCCCUGGGUGGUUCCACGGGGCCGCCCACUCCGAUGACGUAGUGUUUCUGUUCCUGAUCGAGACUCUACAGGAGCUGGACCCAAACACCACGGUGACGGCGUCAGAGGAAGACCUGCAAUUCGCCUCCAAGAUGAGACGAUAUUGGUCGAAUUUUGCAAAAAACGGAGACCCAAACGACCCGUCUUUGCCAUUUUGGCCAAGUUACAACACAAAGAACAAGACGGUCAUGCUCUUCGGCCAAAACAUCAGUUCAGACGCUUCCUACAGAAACAACCAAUCAAACUUUUGGUUGGACACCAUACCUAACAUUCUACAUCCUCAUGUUCAUGAAAUGACGUCAUCAAAACCAAGUACAAGUGACAGUACACAUGAUCAAACCAGUACACGUGAUCAAGCAAAUACACGUGAUCAAACCAAUCAACAAACAUCGUCUGCUGGACUUUGUUGUUCCACAACCCAGGUGGAAAUGUUUAUGUUUACUUUCUCUAUACUCAUCAAUUGUGUUCUUUGAAUAAAAUUGUAUGUUUAUGCAUAAAAUUAAAACGUUGUGGGGAUAAUAUAUAACACAAAACAACGUAAAUAGUCAAAGUUAAUAAAUAAAUUACCAUGAGAAUGAUAAGAUAUCAUUCAAUAGACUCUUUAUUUUUAUACCUGUAGUGUGGUUAAAUCGCAAAAAUUCAUCUGAUACACAAAUAGUACUGAUGGAGAAAAAAAACCCAGUGACUGCUUAUCUACAAACUCUUCUAUUUUAUACUUUAGCUUGGCUUUGAAACUAUUUAAAAUUGACAUGAGUAUAUAACGAUUUUCAAAACGUUCCAACUAUUUCUGAUAUUUGAACCGGUAGAUUACAGACUAUACAAACUCUGACAAGAAUAACAACCAGUGAUGGAGUUUGAUCCUAUUUAUUCCUGACAGCCAUGGCAAUUUUUAUAACUUUAAACUAAAUAAUAUUCCUAUUAGACAGAUUCAUAAUUUUUCACAAAUUAAAAAAAAAUCACAAAAUAUCCAUAAAAAUAUUCUCUUUGUUCAUUGGAAGGUAGAGCAGCUGAGUAUUGAAGUCAUCACAUCAGAGUUGAGCUUGAAAUUUCUACUAUACAUCAAUUUAAAGGAGGUAAAAACACAUAAAUUAAACUAAAUUCACUCUCAUAUUGCUGCAAUUUUGUUCAGAGGAUAAUGUAUUUACUAACUAAUUAAAUUACCAGUACUUUAAACUGACAAAUGAUGUCUGCUAAAAUCUAUUGCACAAUCAAAUAUAAAGCAAUUGUUUCCUUUCAGCAUCACAAAAAUGUAUCUAUACAGAUGUAAAUAUAUUUUUAUUUACACAAGAUAACACUCCAUAUACUAUAAAUAACAAACAAUUUGUUGGGUGGAAACAGAAUAAACUGGUUUUUUAAUAUCACAUGUUCCUUUGCACUUCUUAUGAACAGUUUACAUGUACAAAAACAUCAGAAGAAAAAAAAAACUUUGGAAAUGCAAAAAGAAUAAAACGUGAAAUCUUUAUAAAUGGCCAUCAAUGAAAUAAACAGAAAUCAAACAAAAUAUGAAGUUACACAUAUUGUGUAAUAUAAAACUUACACAAAAUAAAAGUAAACGUUAAAGAAUAUACUUUAUAUGACUUAAUUCAAGAAUAACAAAAUUUGUAAAAUUACAUAGAAAUCUCCGGGAAAACAAAACAAAAUCAAAUAAUAAUCAUAAACAUGUAGACUGUACAUAUAGGUCAUGUAAACACUACAUUCCUCACUAAUAAAGUCACAAAGUAUCACAUUGUUCAGUGUUUAAAAUCAUAAUAUCAAUCUCAAAAGGCAAAUAUUUUUGCCUUUUUCCCCUGGCACUUUAAGACAAAUUAU